Messenger RNA from Gigantopelta aegis, 1776 nucleotides. RefSeq names its product zinc finger protein 260-like. Gene Ontology annotation, biological process: regulation of transcription by RNA polymerase II. NCBI's taxonomy places the organism in Eukaryota, Metazoa, Mollusca, Gastropoda, Neomphalida, Peltospiridae. Gene Ontology annotation, molecular function: RNA polymerase II cis-regulatory region sequence-specific DNA binding; DNA-binding transcription factor activity, RNA polymerase II-specific. The record is from RefSeq and is a predicted model, not a curated record.
AUGGCAGAUGUAAUGCAAGAAUUGUGUGACUAUGAGAAGAGAAGACUAGAGAAUGUUGAAAAGAAUAUUGAACACAUGAAAACUUUAGUUUGUGACAACUGUGAGGAAUUUCAUCAUGGUGACUGUCCUGUUCAUGGACCCUUACUAACUCUAGAUCCUUCUAGUGGUCAUGAUGAAGCAUCUCUACAAUACACUACUGUAUUUGUUCCAUCUGAAUUAACUGUUAAACCUUCUAAGAUAGCCAAUGCUGGACUGGGUGUUUUUGCUACACAGUUUAUACCUCGUGGAGUUAGGUUUGGUCCUUAUGAAGGAAGGAGAGUGUUAAAAGAAGAGCUCACUAAAGGAGAAGAUACUAGCUACAUGUGGGAGUCAGAAUGGAGGUCUCUCCAAACUCAUCUUCGUAUACACACUGGUGAUAAACCUUACCAAUGUCAGUACUGUGGAAAAGGAUUUAAAAAAAGCUUUAAUCUCCAAACUCAUGUCCGUAUACACACUGGUGAUAAACCUUACCAAUGUCAGUACUGUGGAAAAAGAUUUAGUCUGAAUGGUAAUCUCCAAAAAAUCUUGAAGCAGCAAAAAGCACAGCAGAAGAAAUAUUACAAACCUGUAGAGGGGGAGGAGCCUUCAUUUGAGAGCCUUGAUCGCAAGUUAUCUAAUAAGUUUUUUGAAUUAUUUGGAGAUAAUAAUAAUGAAGAAUAUGAAGACUCUGAAGGAUUUGAUAUUGAAGAUGUUUUUAUACCUCGUGGAGUUAGGCUUGAAGGAAGGAGAGUGUUAAAAGAAGAGGUCACUAGAGGAGAAGAUACUAGCUACAUGUGGGAGUUGAUAAUGCAGUCAUCAUUGAGGGCUCAUCUUCGUAUACACACUAGUGAUAAUCCUUACCAAUGUCAGUACUGUGGAAAAGGAUUUAGUAAUAACAGUAAUCUUCAAACUCAUCUUCGUAUACACACUGGUGAUAAACCGUACCAAUGUCAGUACUGCAGAAAAAGAUUUAAUCAAAGCAGUAAUCUCAAAAAACAUCUUCAUAUACACACUGGUGAUAAACCUUACCAAUGUCAGUACUGUGGAAAAGGAUUUAGCCAGAACUGUAGUCUCCAAACUCAUCUUCAUAUACACACUUGUGAUAAACCUUAUCAAUGUCAGUACUGUGGAAAAAGAUUUGGUCAGAAUUAUAGUCUCCAAAGACAUCGUAUUCACACUGGUGACAAACCUUACCAAUGUCAGUACUGUCGAAAAGGAUAUAGAUUUAGUCAGAAUGGUGAUCUUCAAACUCAUGUUCAUAUACACACUGUUGAUAAACCUUACCAAUGUCACUACUGUGGAAAAGGAUUUAGUCAGAAUUUUAAUCUUCAAACUCAUCUUCGUAUACACACUGGUGAUAAACCUUACCAAUGUCAGUACUGUUUAAAAAGAUUUAAUCAAAGCAGUCAUCUCCAAACGCAUCUUCGUAUACACACUGGUGAUAAACCUUACCAAUGUCAGUACUGUGGAAAAGAAUUUAGUCAGAAUGGUAGUCUCCAAAAUCUUCGCAUACACACUGGUGAUAAACCUUACCAAUGUCACUACUGUGGAAAAGGAUUUAGUCAGAAUUUUAAUCUUCAAACUCAUCUUCGUAUACACACUGGUGAUAAACCUUACCAAUGUCAGUACUGUUUAAAAAGAUUUAAUCAAAGCAGUCCUCUCAAAACUCAUCUUCGUACUACUGGUGAUAAACCUUACCAAUGUCAACACUGUGGAAAAGAAUUUAGUCAGAAUAGUAGUCUCCAAAGUCAUCUUCGU